GAGAGGCCCCGGGGCCGGUUUUGUGGUUCGGGCCGCUCCUUUCCGUACAGCCGCCCUUCCCACAAUGCCUGUCUGCCACGGCCCCUCCCCUUCCGGCAUUCUAGCCGCACCCCAUUGGUUUAGAUCUUUACCGCCCCACGCUUCGCGGCGCCAAUUGGCUGCUCGGCCUGUCAAUCACGGCGGUUGCCAGGCGACGCCGACAUUUUUGUGUCCCGACCAUGGCGGCGCAGGAGGAGAAGACAGAACCAGCGCUGAAAUCGGUGCCGGUGGCGGCGGAUGCCACGGGAGCGCACACGGCCUCGGCGGCACCGGCCCGGUGCGCGUUUCGUGGCCUGACCGGUUCCGUGACCUCACUGGCGCCGCGCGUGGGAGCCCGUACGGCGCUUUUCCGUACAACCCUCCCUUCCCGGCAGCGUACCCGCAGCCCAUUGGCUAACCUUCCCCACCUCCCAGUUUCCGCGGCGCUGAUUGGCUGUCACACCCUCCCGUCUCGCCGUUGCUAAGCAACGCGGCCAUGGCGGCGGAUGCGAAGGAGGCCGCGGCGAUGGAGGAGGCCGACAGCGAUGAUGCCGCGGCGUCCGCGGCGCUGUCGGAGCUGACGGCGCUGCUCUCCCCGUCCUCCCCCGCCGCUCCCGGAGCAGCCGAGGCCGCCCUGGCGCUGUCGGGCAGCGCGUCGGGCCGGGCGCUGCUGGCGGGACACCCCGCGGCCUUAGCGGCCUUGUGCGGCCUUGCCGCCUCGGCCUCGCGUGGAUCGCAGCCCGCCUUGGCCGCGCUGGUGAACGCGUCCUCGGAGCCCGCCGCGCUGGAGCCGCUGCUCCCCGCCGUUCCUUCGCUCGCCGAGCUGCUGCCCAGCUCCGGGGCGGCCUGCGGGGUGCUGGCCAACCUCAGCCGGGACGAGGCGGCGGCGCCGCGGGUGCUGCGGGCGUUGGGCCCCGGCGCGGGGCCGCUGCUGCGGGCGCUGAGCGCGGAGCGGCCGCCGGAGGAGCUCGGGGCGCUGCUCUGCAACAUCAGCCGGGUGCGAGAGGGACGGGCAGCGCUGCUGGAGCCCUCGGGGCGGGCGCUGCGGCGGCUCCUGGCCCUGGUUGGGAGCCCGAACUCGGCGUCGCUGCGCAGAGGAGCCGUGGGAGCGCUCAGGAACUGCUGCUUCCAGCACGAGAACCACGAGCGGCUGCUGAGCCCCGAGCUGGACGCGCUGCCGCUGCUGCUGCUGCCGCUGGCCGGCCCCGAGGAGCUCCCCGAGGAGGAGAUGGAGCAACUUCCCGUGGAUCUGCAGUACCUCCCCCCGGAGCACCGGCGCGAAGAGGAGCCCGAGAUCCGCAAGAUGCUGCUGGAGACGCUGAUGCUGCUGGCGGCCACCAAGGCGGGGCGGCAGCAGCUGCGGCGCCGCGGUUCCUACCUGGUUCUGCGGGAGCUGCACGGCUGGGAGCGGCACCCCGAGGUGCUCGGCGCCUGCCAGAAGCUGAUCCAGGUGAGACGCGGUUCCGGUGCUGCCGGGGCUGUGCCGGGGCUGUCGGGGUGGUUCCGGAACGUUCCCGGCGCGGUUCCAGCGUGA
Molecule: messenger RNA, 1552 nt
Organism: Taeniopygia guttata (zebra finch)
Lineage: Eukaryota; Metazoa; Chordata; Aves; Passeriformes; Estrildidae
Source: RefSeq, a predicted model, not a curated record